Messenger RNA from Theileria annulata, 732 nucleotides. RefSeq lists its product as uncharacterized. The transcript has a single exon. NCBI's taxonomy places the organism in Eukaryota, Apicomplexa, Aconoidasida, Piroplasmida, Theileriidae. The record is from RefSeq and is a predicted model, not a curated record. Bases 1 to 732 code for a protein of 243 amino acids.
AUGGAAAAUGAUCUGAGAAGCAAAGCGACAGCAAUUUUUAAUAAUUUAAAUAGAUUCUUAAAUUCACUUAACUAUAAAGAACCAAAUAAUGUCGGAUCCGAAUCGUCUUCAAAGGACAAUUUUCCCGACUCCAAGUUCAGCGUAUCCGACCCGAAUAACCUCAAAAAUAUUGAAAAAUACCUAAGCGAAAAUUCAGAUGGAUUUUCAAGCAAAUUUAACUUACUUUGUAGCUUUAAUACCAUAUAUUCUGACAUUUUAUUGGAGGACGAUCCUAUCGGAAUUCCCCUCAAGCCUAUAUAUUACACGAACUUGAGUAGAUUAGGCACUGAAGACCAAGUACUUCCAUCUGCCAAUUUAGAUUCCCAUGCCCAAGAUGACCCUAAUGCUGACUUCGAACUGAUAAGUAACUUGAGCAGUGAAGCUGGUGGCGAUUCUGAUGAAGACUCUUUCGUUUGUUCAGUGGAUUCGAACUUUGUUAAUUACACUUAUUGGUCUGUUGAAACUGGCGAGAAUGUAAGCUCGACCUCUAAACCUACUUAUUUCAACGCUAAAAACUGCAAGAUUUCCCUUCUUCAGGAGGCUGAAGCCUUUGUCGCUGAGGCCCUUUGGGGUUCCGACAAUAAUCUAUUCAAGAUCACUCCCAGGCACUUGUUGCUGCAAUCUGCUCAAAUUGCAAACAGAGCCUUCUUUGACCCUGAUUAUCGCAAAUACUUACAACUCAAUUAUGUAUAA